AUGGCGACAUCUAACGCUACUCUGGUAGCCACCGACACGACCAUAGCACUGACCAGAGCUACGUCAUCAAUGUUGUACGUCAUGUACACCGUGAUUGGUCCAACCCUCGGCGUGCUGGGAAUCCUGGGAAACAUCAUCAACAUCAUCAUCUUCUCCCGACACGGCUACAACCAAGCCAUGAACAUCACCCUCACGGCGCUGUCCGUCUGCGACAUCGGCACCCUGCUGACGCAACGCGUCUACAACAUCCUCUGGAACCCGUUUUACGACAACACGGACACCACCUACGUCAAAUCUGACGUCAUUGCUAUGUUCUCUACCUACCCAGGGAAAUAUUUCAUCCGGGUCUGUGGUUACGUCACGGCUUUCGCGGCAUUCGAAAAAUGUCUGAGCGUCAUCGCGCCGAUGAAAGUUAAAAACAUCAUCACAACAAAGGUUGCUACAAUAACAAACAUCGUCAUCUUUGUUACCAUGACGCUAACGGUCUUUCCUCUAUACUACGUGAGUUACUUAGACGUGAGGUACUCAGCUAAGUUGAACAGAACUGUUCUACAAAUGGGAUACCGCGAUUUCAGACAAGCACUUGUCAGUGUCGCUUAUUGGAUAGCCGACCUGGCAGUACCGUUUAUAUCUUUUGUAACCCUCAUCCUUUGUAAUCUAAUCCUCGCCGUAUCACUCCGCCAAAAAUUCAACUGGCGCAAAACUGUUUCGCAAAUUAGUGAUAAACGAUUAGCGCACUUGAGCAGUAAAGAAACGAAAUUGGUACAGAUGUUGAUGACAGUAUCUGUGAUAUUUAUCUGCAGUCUGUUGCCUAAAUCUGCGUUACUGGCGGCUGCAAGCAUAGACAGGUCGCUAGACACAGGCGGGAACCGUUUCUACAUCAUGGAGCUGGUGUACGCCGUCUCUAUCUACACGGAGACCAUCACUGCCAGCGUUAACGCUUUGGUCUACUACAAGAUGAGCAGCAGGUACAGGGAUACAUUACAUGAGAUGUUCAGGCAAGCAAAGAGGUUGUUUUCUUGA
Messenger RNA from Physella acuta, 1023 nucleotides. RefSeq names its product FMRFamide receptor-like. Lineage: Eukaryota; Metazoa; Mollusca; Gastropoda; Physidae. Gene Ontology annotation, cellular component: membrane. The record is from RefSeq and is a predicted model, not a curated record. Gene Ontology annotation, molecular function: G protein-coupled peptide receptor activity.